GACCCGGAAGUGACCACCACCACAACAACACAGCAGCAGCCAGCAGGGCAGCCAGCCUUCAGAACUACAGACGUUUACAUCAUUAUUCAGCCUUAAACAGACCCGAACAUGGCUCAGAAAAUAAACGAAGCACAUGAGCACAUCGCCAAGGCCGAGAAAUAUUUGAAGACAAGUUUUAUGAAGUGGAAACCGGAUUAUGACAGUGCUGCCUCAGAGUAUGCAAAAGCAGCUGUGGCUUUCAAAAAUGCCAAACAACUUGAAGAGGCAAAGGAAGCUUACUUACAGGAAGCAGAGGCCCAUACCAACAACAGAACACUUUUCCAUGCUGCAAAAGCCCUGGAGCAAGCAGGAAUGAUGCUUAAGGACAUGCAAAGACUACCAGAGGCAAUUCAGUACAUAGAGAAAGCCAGCAUGAUGUAUGUAGAGAAUGGUACACCAGAUACUGCUGCCAUGGCUCUCGACAGAGCAGGAAAGUUGAUAGAACCAGUGGACUUAUCCAAAGCUGUGGAUCUCUAUGAGAGAGCUGCAUCAGUGUUUGAGAAUGAGGAACGAUUGCGACAGGCUGUGGAGCUGCUUGGCAAAGCAUCUCGACUUCUCGUCAGACAGAAGAAGUUUGAUGAAGCAGCAGUGUCAAUACAGAAGGAGAAGAACAUGUAUAGAGACAUAGAAAAUUACCCAACCUGUUUUAAGAAAACCAUUGCACAAGUGCUCGUGCACUUACACAGAGGAGAUUAUGUAGCAGCAGACAAGUGUGUGAGGGAGAGCUAUAGUAUCCCAGGGUUCAGUGGGAGUGAGGACUGUGUAGCUUUGGAGCAGUUGUUACAGGGAUAUGACCAGCAAGAUGAAGACCAAGUGUCCCGAGUGUGUAACUCACCACUGUUCAAGUACAUGGACAAUGACUACGCUAAGCUGGCACUGUCUCUGAAUGUUCCCGGAGGAGGAAAGAAGAAGAAAGCUGCUGCUUCUGGAGAUGGAGGAGUGAAUGGCGGAGCUAACAGGCCUGAGGAAGAUGAUGAUGAGUAUGCAGGAGGACUCUGUUAGUUGCUCUGAUUGCUGACCUCAGACCAGUGUUCUUUGUCAUCCACAGGACGUCACUUUCCAGUACUGUACAUCCGGCUGUUGUAAACUUCAUUUUUGUUUUAUGCCUUUUUGCGUAGCUUUAAAGCUCCAUCAGAAUUUACAGAAGUAAGUGUGGUUUUGGGACAUUUAGCACUGGAUUUGGCUUCAACACCAACAACUAGCCUUCCAGUUGUUGUGAUUCUUGACUGGAGCUUUAAGGCUUUUAGAACGGGAAGCUGGUUGUAGGUCAGCAUAAAAAGGCAGCUUCCAUUUAAGAGUGUAGUUUUUGUUACUGCACACCAGCGCCUUUAUCACAGUUACUGGAGGGCACAUUCUCCAUUCCUUCGCAUGGCUGAACUGCCUUACCAAGUACUAGUACUAAACACCUAUUGCCUGCUGCCCACAAACAGAGUCUGCUAUAUUUCAUCAUCACAGUGAUGAUUUACAUUUGUCAUUCGCUUUUGACAUUGUUUUUCUGGGCUUUAAAUUAUGCAGGAGAGAGUAUGAUGCUCUAAACACACAAAAAAUUAAAUGAAUCCUGCAGAAGGAAAAGAAUAAAAGUUCAGGACAUAACUUAUGGUGUUAUAUCCAUAUACUAGUAUUUAUAAUAUCAUUGUAAAUGUAUAUAGAAUCCAAACUGAAUUACUAUUCCUGGGCUGGAUUCACAAAAGCGUCUUAAGAAAGAAUUUGUUUUUUUUUUAACUUUUCUUUGUAGAUAAAUCCUAAGAACAAUUGGUAUUUAUAAGAAAAUAUGUUUAUAACUUUAUGAUGGUCUAUUUACGAAGAGCUGUAACAUGAAGCAUAAAGGUCAUUAUCUCAUAAGAUAUUGUAAAAAAAGUAAAUAAGAUUAUUAUUAUUAUCAUUGUGAAUUAGGCCAUUGAUUCUUCUUUAAAUUUUGUAGUUUUUAGUUCAUUGUACAUUUUCUUUUUCAGAAAGCUUUUGUGAAUCUGGCCCCUGAAUUUGUCAUUCUGGUAAACUGAUAAUAACACUUAUCAUCCAGCAUUUUUAAAGGCGUUAGGCAGUUGUUACACACUAAAUCAACGGACCCUUCUUUGAUGGGACCUUGUUAUUUGAUUGUUAUGAAAUAUUGUGUGAAAGCUUGAUUUAUUCAGAUUCUUCCUGAUUUCUAUGAUUAUUAUAUAGAUCAUUUAGUGUUUCAUUAUUGUUUUAAUGAUGUUCUAAGCAAAAUGAAAACAUAUAUGGUUUUCAGGCAGUGAUUUUAUUCAUUUACUUGUUUUGUAAUGUAAUUCAAAAUCUGAAAACUGAUUUACUUCUACUUCAUCAAACAACUGUGCCUGAACUUUUGAAAAAUGUAAAAAUAGUCAAGGGAAUGCAUGAACUGCCUUCAUACUUAUGUUCUUAAUUUAUUCAGUUCUUCUUGCUCAUUGUUUCCAUAUAGAAAAAAAACACACUGUAUUAAAAACAGUUUCAUGAAUAGCUAUAUGAUAUGCAAAUAUGCAUGAAAUGCCUUAAUAUUAUGGGCUGAAUGUGAAUAGGAUUGCUUCUGUAGUGUGUUUUUGUUUUUAGAAAAAAAAAUGACACUUUAAAAUUUCAGGGAACAAUUUCUCUCAGAAAUGUAUUUGUGAGUGUUGAAUUUGAUGGGAACUGGAUGAGAAUGUUGUAUGAAACCUGUGUUUUGUAAACAUCUCUUAUGCUGUUUUUUCCGUCUUGGAUUAUAAACUGUGUGUUUCAGGCGUCGGACUUUCCAUGAAGAGAAACCUCUGGGCUAUUGUUAUAAAAUUUCUGCACUGCAUGCAAUGAUUCAACAUGUAGCUGCUAUAAUUAAGAUUUUAAAGAGAAGUAUGCAACACUUUCCUGAACCUAUUAAAAAUUCCAAUCAUGAAAUAAA
Astyanax mexicanus (Mexican tetra) is the source of this 2908-nucleotide messenger RNA. RefSeq names its product N-ethylmaleimide-sensitive factor attachment protein, gamma a (gene napga). Gene Ontology annotation, biological process: intracellular protein transport. The coding region runs from base 109 to 1041 and encodes 310 amino acids. Lineage: Eukaryota; Metazoa; Chordata; Actinopteri; Characiformes; Acestrorhamphidae. The record is from RefSeq and is a predicted model, not a curated record. Gene Ontology annotation, cellular component: SNARE complex; vacuolar membrane. The transcript has 11 exons. Gene Ontology annotation, molecular function: soluble NSF attachment protein activity; syntaxin binding.